AUGUCAUCCUCCGGUAUGAUGCAGGCUGUUGUUUUCAAGGGACCUUUCAAGGUUGCCGUGGAACAGAGACCCAUUCCCACGGUGCAGGAUCCAGAGGAUGUUGUUGUCAAGGUCGCAUAUACGGCGCUCUGUGGGAGUGAUCUCCAUAUGUACCGUGGCAUUGAGCCUAGCCCCGCGGGACCUAUCAUGGGCCAUGAGUUCAUGGGCGAGAUUGUCGAGGUUGGCAGUGAGGUGAAGGCGCUGCAGAAAGGUGAUCAUGUAGUCAGUGCCUUUACUACUUCUUGCGGCAAGUGUUUCUACUGCAAACAGGGAUACUCUUCCCGUUGUGAGAAGAAUACUCUCUUCGGCUGUGAGCGCCUGGACGGUGCUCAAGCCCAAUAUGUUCGUGUCCCGAAUGCCGAGGGCACUGUCAUGAAGGCACCAGAGGGUCUUGAUGAGAAGUAUCUCGUCCUGAUGGGUGAUAUCUUCCCCACGGGCUACUUCGCCGCCAGCAAUGCGUUCAAGAACUCUACUCUGGAGCAAAUCGCCGAGCAGACUGUGGUUGUGAUCGGCUGUGGUCCUGUCGGCCUUUGCGCGCUCAUCAACGCUCUCGAGUACAAGCCUAAGCAUGUGUUGGCGGUUGACUCCGUCCCGUCCAGACUGGAGCUUGCCAAGUCGCUCGGCGCCGAGCCUUGGAACUUCAUCACUGAUCGCGAGGGUCUGGAUAAGCGCGUGCUGGAGUUGACCGAGGGUCGGGGUGCAGAUGCCGUUAUUGAGGUCGUUGGUCUGAGCCCUGCACUGCGCACCGCAUAUGACCUGCUGCGACCUUUCGGAACUAUUAGCAGUGUUGGAGUCCACAACGCCGAGAUUCCUUGGGAUGGAAACGAUGCCUAUAACAAGAAUUUGACUGUCCACAUGGGUCGAUGCCCAGUGCGCUCAGUCUCUGAUAAGGCACUAGCAGUUCUGAAGAAGAACCAACAUAAGCUUGGAUUUAUGACCGAGAAUAUCAUGCCUCUCUCACAGGCAGUGGAAGCGUACGAACUGUUCAAUGCGAUGAAGGUGCAAAAGGUGGUGUUUGUGGCGGACAAGUAA
Messenger RNA from Penicillium maclennaniae, 1071 nucleotides. RefSeq names its product alcohol dehydrogenase family protein. NCBI's taxonomy places the organism in Eukaryota, Fungi, Ascomycota, Eurotiomycetes, Eurotiales, Aspergillaceae. Gene Ontology annotation, molecular function: oxidoreductase activity; zinc ion binding. The transcript is spliced from 6 exons. The record is from RefSeq and is a predicted model, not a curated record. The coding region runs from base 1 to 1071 and encodes 356 amino acids.